GGUGAAGAAGGGGUUAAACUUCUCUUCUCCCGACUCUCCCCGCUCAGAAAGCGUGCUUUGGUCCCUGCCCCUAGAACGCUGAUUGGUUCAAACCUUCCCCAACUUGCCCCUGGAUUAGGCCCUGGGAGCUAGAGGCCCACCUCGCCCCUGUCUUGGCGCCACCUUCGUCCCAAAGCGGCCUUUUGCUGGAGCUGUUGGCUUAGAAGCCUGAGGGCCUUGGGGCUGUCUGAUGCUUUGGGAGGGAGGGGCCAAGGAGCAAGGCUCCGCCCUCCAGGCUCGCGUCCCGCGUUGCGAGGGAGGGAGCCCUUUAAGAAGACUGGAGUGAGUUACGGAGGAGGGGAGAGGGGUCUCUAAGAUCUCGGUGAAACAGCGGAGCCUUCUGAGGAUCUUCCUUGCACCUGCUGUACUCCCUCCCUCCAACCGGGACAUCCAGGUUAGAGGCUUUCCCCAGGUCUUUCACUUCAGAGAGGAGCAUGUAGGCAGAUAAAAGAUUCCUCCCAGGUCAGAACUUUACCUCAGAUCAGAAUUUGCCUGGGGGUGAAGGCUUUCCCCCCUGAAAGCUCUAUUCCCAGGUGACUUUCCCUACUUCAGGGGAGAGCUUCCCUUUCCAGAUGGGAGUGUCUCCCCCUAGGUGAGAACUUCCAAAUUCAAGAAAGACCCCCUUCUCCUCAGAGAUCCCCCCAGAUAAGGGAUACACAGGCAUUCCUGUCUGCAACAUAGAUAAUGGAGUUGCAGAAGCAAGAUUACCAUGUGGACCGGCCACUGAUGAACCAGGAGCAACUGGAAGAACUGGGGCGCUGGGACUUGACACCUAGGACCUAUCAGUGGAGAACAUGGUUGAAGUGCUCCCAUGCACGGGCCCGUGCCCUUCUGAUUCAACAUCUCCCGGUCUUGGGCUGGUUACCCCGUUAUCCUGUGCGUGACUGGCUCCUGGGUGACCUGUUAUCUGGCCUGAGUGUUGCCAUCAUGCAGCUUCCCCAGGGCUUAGCCUAUGCCCUCCUGGCUGGAUUGCCUCCUGUGUUUGGCCUCUAUAGCUCCUUCUACCCAGUCUUCAUCUACUUCCUGUUUGGUACUUCCCGGCAUAUCUCCGUGGGGACCUUUGCUAUCAUGUCUGUGAUGGUGGGCAGUGUGACAGAAUCCCUAGCCCCAGAUGAGAACUUCCUGCUGGACUCAAACUCCACAGUCAAUGAGACAGCCAGAGAUGUCACCCGUGUGCAGCUGGCCUCCACACUCAGUGUUCUGGUUGGACUCUUCCAGGUGGGGCUGGGCCUGGUGCACUUUGGCUUUGUGGUCACCUACCUGUCAGAGCCUCUGGUCCGCAGCUAUACCACAGCUGCAUCUGUGCAGGUCUUUGUCUCACAGCUCAAGUAUGUGUUUGGCCUCCAGCUGAGUAGCCACUCAGGGCCACUAUCCCUCAUCUAUAUAGUGCUGGAGGUCUGCUGGAAGCUGCCCCAGAGUGUCAUCGGCACCGUGAUCACUGCACUUGUGGCCGGGGUGGUGCUUGUGAUGGUGAAGCUGUUGAAUGACAAGCUGCAGCGGUAUCUGCCCCUGCCGAUACCUGGGGAAUUGCUCACGCUCAUUGGGGCUACAGGCAUUUCCUAUGGUGUAGGCCUGAAGCAGAGAUUUGGGGUGGAUGUUGUGGGCAACAUCCCUGCAGGACUGGUAUCCCCAGAAGCUCCCAACCCCCAGCUGUUUGUAAAGCUUGUGGGAAAUGCCUUCGCCAUCGCUGUGGUUGGGUUUGCCAUUGCCAUCUCACUGGGAAAGAUCUUUGCCUUGAGACAUGGCUACCGUGUGGACAGCAACCAGGAGCUGGUGGCCCUUGGCCUCAGUAACCUCAUUGGGGGUAUCUUCCAAUGCUUUCCUGUGAGUUGCUCUAUGUCCCGGAGUCUGGUACAAGAAAGCACUGGGGGCAACACACAGGUUGCCGGAGCUGUCUCUUCCCUUUUUAUCCUCCUCAUCAUCCUCAAACUUGGAGAACUCUUCCAAGACCUACCUAGGGCAGUUUUGGCAGCCACCAUUAUUGUGAACCUAAAGGGCAUGUUGAUGCAGUUUGCUGACAUAUGCUCCCUGUGGAAGAAAAAUCGUGUAGACCUGCUCAUCUGGCUGGUGACCUUUGUGGCCACCAUCCUGCUAAACCUGGACCUUGGCCUGGCAGUUGCAUUAGCCUUCUCCCUGCUUCUUGUAGUGGUCCGAACACAGCUACCUCACUACUCUGUCCUGGGGCAGGUGUCAGACACGGAUAUUUACAGAGACGUGGCAGAGUACUCAGAUGCCAGGGAGGUCCCAGGUGUGAAGAUCUUCCGCUCCUCAGCCACCAUAUACUUUGCCAACGCUGAGCUCUACAGUGACACACUGAAGCAGAGGUGUGGUGUGGAUGUUGAUCACCUCAUCUCUCGGAAGAAGAAACUGCUCAAGAAGCAGGAGAUGAAGCUGAAGCGCCUACAGAAACACAAGUCACCCCAGGAACAGGCUGUUUCUUCCCAGGACAACUCAGUUUCCAUCAAUGUCAACACCAAUCUUGGAGACAUCAAGAGCAAUGAUGUGGAGAGCUCUAAGACCAAGGCAAGGCCAGAGAAUGAGCUGGAAGAGAUUGUGGCUAGUGGUCAAGAAGAUGCCAAGGCUAUAGCUGUGCCUACACUGAAAGCCCUGGGCCUGCCUCAGCCGGACUUUCAUAGCCUCAUCCUGGACCUGGGUGCCCUCUCCUUUGUAGACACUGUGUGCAUCAAGAACCUAAAGAAUAUUUUCCGUGACUUCCGGGAGAUUGAGGUGGAUGUGUACAUUGCAGCCUGCCACAGUCCUGUGGUCACCCAGUUGGAGGCUGGGCAGUUCUUUGAUGCAUCUAUAACAAAACAGCAUCUCUUUGUCUCUGUUCAUGAUGCUGUGACCUUUGCCCUCCAACACUCAAAGUCUGGCCCCAUCAGCCCUGUUUUGGCCACCAAACUCUGACUGUGUUAUUACCCUGCCCAAGAUUGCUUACCUCUGGAGGUUGUGAUGGAGCACCCUCAAGAAGACCCCCACACUGAGCAUGUGCCACUCAGGAGCCCCUUGGUGCAUACAUACAUACAUACAACUCAGGGAUGGAGAUUUUAGGAAUCCAGAUUCAGGUUAUAGGCCUGGAAGAGGGGUACUGUGGUCUGGCUGGCCUUGGCCAGGCUUGGGGAGGGAGCCAAUGUCUAUUUUCAGUCUAAGGAAUAAAAAUUUGUUUAACCAGCUCUAGGCUUUGCCAUGACAUGGGGGAAGCUUGACUGGGGAGUUGGAUGGUUGAUAAUUCUGGCUUCUGACCUUUUUAUGCCCCAAGAUAGAGACUGAGGUCAGAAGCCAGGGAUGGGGAUUAGAGGAGGGGAAGGUCAGGCAGAAAGUGUACAGAGUAGGAGAGCUAUGGGGCCAGGCCCAAUGUGAGGACAUCCCAGGCUCAAGUUUCUCCCCAAUUACACACAGGUAGAAUUUAGCUUCAGGCUGGAAAAUAAUUGGAGUUAAAACUGUUUCUCAGGAAUAAUCAGCUCUCAGGGAUACCCAAUAAGGUGCACAGCAGGGCAGGUGCCACUGGGCAGCCCUUGGGUGGUACAGAGUGAACCCCUGAACACCCAGUCAAGGAAGAUCAGUUGCCUACCAACGCUGCUGAUCUGUAUUUUUAAAUAAGUGUGAUUGAUUGCUUGUUUAUAUAAUUAGAUCAUUUGACUUGGC
Urocitellus parryii (Arctic ground squirrel) is the source of this 3684-nucleotide messenger RNA. RefSeq names its product solute carrier family 26 member 6 (gene Slc26a6). Gene Ontology annotation, molecular function: secondary active sulfate transmembrane transporter activity. NCBI's taxonomy places the organism in Eukaryota, Metazoa, Chordata, Mammalia, Rodentia, Sciuridae. Gene Ontology annotation, cellular component: membrane. The record is from RefSeq and is a predicted model, not a curated record. Gene Ontology annotation, biological process: sulfate transmembrane transport.